AUGGGCUGGUCUUACACACCGAACACACUGACUGCUGACCAGGUGGAUGAUCUUUUCAGCACUCAUCUCACUUCAGAAGGGAGCAACAAGAGAGCUGCUGAGGAGACGGUUUUAUUUUCUGGAGGGACUAUCUCCAAGAUGCAGAAGGUUUCCCGGCAACAGGAUCCAGACGCGUUCAAAGACAACAGAAAAACACAGACAUACAGACAAGUAGACAACAACCAGGUUCAGAGAGAGGGAUACCUGAUAAAUGGCCUAUCUGAUGACAAUGAGUCUGUGGAUGAAGAGGACAAUGAAGUUGAUGAUGAUGCAUCAGAGGAAGAUGUUCCACGCUUACCCCGGUGGAGAACACCCCACAGUGCCAACAUCACUGAUUACACAGAAUGGCAGGCCAGCCUGCCAAAAUCAGACAAUAUCAUGUCCCCCUACGAAUACUUCAAGAUGUUUUUUUCUGAAGACCUUCUGGAAGUAGUUGUGGAGCAGUCAAAUUUAUAUGCCAUUCAGUGCACCCACAUGUUUUGGAACAAAGCCACCCGAGUGUCCCAGGUAGCUGACACCAUGGCACUAAACAGAUGGGAGUUCAUCAAAAAAUCCCUGCACUUCAACAACAACAAUCAAGUGAGACAAGGAGAAAAUGUUGACCUACUCCACAAAAUCAGACCACUGGUCACUCAUCUCACCUUGAAGCUGCAGAAAAUCCCAAUGGGUGAGAAGCUGGCUGUAGAUGAGCAGAUGGUCCCUUUCAAGGGAAGAAAUAGACUCAAGCAAUACCUGCCAUCAAAACCAAAAAGAUGGGGCUACAAGAUACUUAUCUUGGCUGGCUCUGAUGGUGUCCCGCACAAUUUUGAGAUUUACACAGGGAGAGUUGUGCAACACCCUGAGCUGCCGGAUGUAGGAGCAAGUGGCAACGUUGUCCUUCGCCUGGCCGAGCCAAUACCCACGCAGCAGAACUACAAGUUAUUCUUUGACAACUGGUUCACAAGUGUCCCUCUGAUACUCACACUAGCUCACCAGGGAAUUCACUGUACUGGUACUAUUCGUGGCAACAGACUACCGGGUGUCAACUUGAUGUGUGACGCUGAGUUGAAGAGAACAGGACGUGGGUCUUUUGAACAGAAGACGGCCAUGGUUGGGGAAACCACCUUGCAUGCUGUGAAGUGGUAUGAUAACCGUUCAGUCAGUCUGCUCAGUGACUACAUUGGUGCCCACCCAGUCACCGAGGUUGAUAGGAGAGACUGCAGCAGCACUGGGAUGAGGAGAGAAGAACAGAUGAAGCUUUAUACGUUCAAGUCGUAUAUUGCGGAAAGCCUGUGCAAAAGUGGCAAGAAUCUGGAUCGUAAGAGAGGUCGUCCCAGUUCCACAAUUGCUGGGGAGUAUGAUGAAAAGAGGAGAAGAGGACCCACCACACCCAUUCCGGUCCCAGAUGUGCGUCUGGACGCGACAGCCCACUGGAUGGUCAUGUGUGAGAAGAAAGAGAGAUGCAAGGUUCCAGGAUGCAAUGGUACACCUAAAGCCAAGUGCCAAAAAUGUGAUGUCCACCUCUGCUUCACAUCCACCAGCAACUGCUUCCUGAGGUUUCACACAGAAUAA
This is a messenger RNA of Etheostoma spectabile (orangethroat darter), 1590 nucleotides long. RefSeq names its product piggyBac transposable element-derived protein 3. The record is from RefSeq and is a predicted model, not a curated record. The transcript has 4 exons. The coding region runs from base 1 to 1590 and encodes 529 amino acids. NCBI's taxonomy places the organism in Eukaryota, Metazoa, Chordata, Actinopteri, Perciformes, Percidae.